Xyrauchen texanus (razorback sucker) is the source of this 2837-nucleotide messenger RNA. RefSeq names its product colony stimulating factor 3 (granulocyte) b (gene csf3b). Gene Ontology annotation, cellular component: extracellular region. Lineage: Eukaryota; Metazoa; Chordata; Actinopteri; Cypriniformes; Catostomidae. Gene Ontology annotation, molecular function: cytokine activity. The record is from RefSeq and is a predicted model, not a curated record. The transcript has 5 exons. Gene Ontology annotation, biological process: neutrophil differentiation; immune response; myeloid cell development. The coding region runs from base 35 to 628 and encodes 197 amino acids.
GCAGUUGAUCCGUUACACUUGCGUUUGAAGCACAAUGAAGUCCUACCUCUUUCUUGCAGUGCACUGCUGUUUAACGCUUGUGUAUUCCGCGCCGCUAAAAGUCGCACACCACUUGAAGCCCGAGAUUACGGUUGGCAUGAGUUUAGCGAAGAAGAUUCUGGACAACAUUCCUGCUGUACACGAGACAUACCUCAAAAGAACGGGUCUGACCCUUGAACUGUCCAGUGAAGAACAAAACUUGGAGUAUUUAAGUGGCAUUAGCAUUCCUGAACCACCAGUGCUCAAGACCAUAUCAGAGGACUUCACCUUGGAGAUGAGCUUGAGCCGUAUUGUAGAGGGUUUGGAAUUACACCAUGCACUUCUGCAGAGAAUCAGUGAAUCCUUGACCUCCACAGAAAAACUGAACCUUCUUCUUGCAGAUAUUAGUGAACUGUCUGCUCAGGUCAAAAAGAUGCAACAGUUGGCUCAGAUAUCCAGUAAAGUAUCCCAGAAAGCUUUUCCAGAUCUCUCUCCAAGCCUUGACAGCAAUUAUCAAGUCCAAGUGAUCACACAUCUUUCACUGCAGCAGCUGCGCAGCUUUACACAGGAUGUUUUCCGCAGUCUACGCCAAAUCGCUGUCUCCAACUAGGUUUAUAGAACAGUUAUUCCAAGAGUGCAGAUAUUCAAGAAAACCACUGGGAUGUUCACUGUUUGUAUCACUCAGAUAAUAGUAUGAGAGCUGUACAAAGUGGAGGCAGGAUUUUUAAAUUUUUUUAUUGUAAGUGCCAAUGUUUUCUUUUGCGAGUGGAAUCAAAGCAGGGAACAGAGUUAUGUGAUUUUGCUUGCAGCAGGUUUUUACAUGUAAGAGUUUUUGUAGGGAUUUUGCAAGGAAGGUCUGGGUUUCUCUCAAUUGUGAGCAUGGAAGGGAAAAUGGAAAACCUGGAGUGGUGCUAGAGACAAGCGAUUACAUAACACUUUGAAUGGAGAUGGGAAAAGGAAAUCUCUGUCACACAUUCCAUGUACAUGUGCUUUUCCAGCCCGUAUGUGUAAUUGCAGGCCUAUUUUCAUGAUCCUCAAUUUCUCACUAGACCAAUUUAGAAUGCUUAGCUAAGUUUGCAACACCUCUUUGGACCCUUUUCACAGACUGAUGACGCAUUUCCGCUUUUUUAUAUUUGCAAUUGUUUUAAUUCAUGUACAUUUAUAACAUUAUACUUUGUAUUAUAUUACCCUGGAAUUGGCUUUAAAACCAAGUUAACAGCCGUGAUGAGGCUUCUAUUUGCAGCUACUGAGAGUGACAGUAAAUGUGUCGUCAUUCUCUCAUCUGACUGCUGUAAUGAAGCACUCUAUUUUUUAUUUGAAAAGCUAAAAAAGCAUAAUAUUGGAUUUUUUCUUUUGCUGUUGAAGCAAACACAUAAGCAAAAAUUAUAUUUGCUAUGGUAUCCCAUUCACUGCUCUAAGUUUACCCUGCUAUUAUUUACUUCUGCAUUACAAACCCAGAUGUGUGAAGAGUCCAUUGUUUUAAAGGAAUGUAUUUAUCUAUUUAUUUAUAACUUAAUGAAUAUUUAAUAUUGUUUGUAUUUAUUUAUUUUGUUAUUUAUAUUGUGUGGUUGUACCCUGUGGGUGCUGUGAUGUUUGUGGAUUUCUAUUAAACAUGAAUACAUUUAUAUUUAUUACUGAUUACAUAUUGUUAAACCAUUUUGUGAAUUACAAUAAAACAAGGGUCUUCAAUAGAGGGUUCGCAAAUUUGAGUUUGAUCCACCAUUGGCACUUGUAUUAAUCACACAAACACGCGAGCGAUAACUACAGAUAAGUGUGUGAAUUUUAAUCCAUCGACAGGUUCCCCGCACAUACAUGAAUCCUUGCUCACAUUCGCGCAUCCAGCUGUAUUUAGUUAUGAACUGAUUGGAACGCCAAACUAUUAAAGUUUUACGGUGGCCCAGUAGUGCACAACACAACGAAAUUCAAAAAGCAAACAAAAGUUCACAACACAACGGAAACAAGCCACAACACAACGCAAAAAAGCCGCAACACAACAGAAACAAGCCACAACACAACGGAAUAGCCACAACACAACGGAAAUGAUCCGGACCACUAGGGGGCAGCGUCGGCACUAAAUGACUAAAUUUUGACUGUCUGAUCAGCCUCACGUUCUGUUCCUGUCAAUCAUACACAAGGUGUCAACCAUUUAUACGGCAUGAGGGAGGGGCCGAGCCAUCACACACUCACACACACACACACACACACACACACACAGCGUCAAACUCGGAGGAGAGGAGAGGAAAAACACAUGUGAAAACAAAGCAAAAGCAGGAAAAUGAGUCGGAAGAACAGCAGCAUUUGGAACCACUUUAAUGAUGUGGACAAUGUUAAAGCACAGUGUAGAAUUUGCCAAAAAAAAAUAUCGCAUAAAGCCGGUUCUACGCACAACCUACACCGGCAUAUGCGAACUGUGCACCCAACUGUGAAGCUAGCGGAGCUUCGAGAAACAGCUUUUUCUUUAAUAUGGGUUCUAUUAUGUUCAGAUUGUAUUUGUUUUGAAUGUUGUUUCUAUACAUUAAAAAGUUCUAAUGCAAAUGCUUAAUAGUAUUAUUUUUUCAUAACAAAUCAAUGCAUUUUUAAAGAAAUUGUGAGACAUUGCGAGUAUAAGUUCAUUUAAUAAUUGAAUUAGAAUUGUUUUCACACCUAUCAUAGAGAAAACAUUUUUUUUUUAAAGAGCCGUUUGUGAGCCAAAAGAGCCAGCUCUUUUCAGUGAGCUGAGUCAAAUGAGCCGACUCACGAAAAAGAGCCGGAUUGCCCAUCACUAAUCCAGACCGCCAGCGAUAACGCAUGGGAGAUUGAGAGCAAUUUACCGUUUCCGG